This is a messenger RNA of Odontomachus brunneus, 3579 nucleotides long. Its product is annotated as maltase 2-like. The transcript has 17 exons. NCBI's taxonomy places the organism in Eukaryota, Metazoa, Arthropoda, Insecta, Hymenoptera, Formicidae. The record is from RefSeq and is a predicted model, not a curated record. Gene Ontology annotation, biological process: carbohydrate metabolic process. The coding region runs from base 26 to 3115 and encodes 1029 amino acids.
ACUUACAAAAUACGCAAACAGCACGAUGUCGCCGGCGAUGCGCUUGUGCGCCCUUUUGCUGUUCACGAGUAUCUCUUUCGCUGAGAUCCACAAUAAAGCUUGGUGGAACAACACUGUUUUUUAUCAGAUUUACCCAAGAAGCUUGUACGACUCGGAUGCUAAUGGCAUAGGCGAUUUGAAAGGGAUAACUUCGAAGUUGGAUCAUAUCGUUGAAAGUGGUAUCAAUGCAAUCUGGCUAUCACCCAUAUAUCCGAGUCCUAUGGUAGAUUUUGGAUACGACAUAUCCGACUUCACAGAUGUCGAUCCAAUUUUUGGUAAUCUUCAGGACUUCAAGGUUCUUCUGGCGCGUGCUAAAGAACUCGGCUUAAAAGUGGUUCUCGAUCUUGUGCCGAAUCACACGUCCGACAAGCAUAUAUGGUUCCAAAAGGCUCUUCAGGGCGACAGCAAGUACAAAGACUAUUAUGUAUGGGCGAAUGGCAAAAAAGAGAAUGGCAAAAAGCCGCCCAACAAUUGGAUUAGCGUGUUUAGCGACUCCGCGUGGACUUACGUCGAUUCGCACAAGCAAUGGUAUCUUCAUCAAUUCGAAUACAGGCAACCCGACUUGAACUUCUACAAUCCUGCCGUAAGAGAAGAGUUAAUAAAAGUCCUCAAGUUUUGGCUGGACCUUGGUAUAGACGGAUUUCGCGUCGAUUCCAGUCCGUUCAUCUACGAAGAUUCGAAAUUACGGGAUGAGCCGAGAAGUGGCGCGGCCGACACCACACCGCGAGAUUACAAAUACCUAAAUCACAUUUACACGAUAGAUCAAGUUGCCACUUACGAGUUACUCGGGACUUGGCGAAAAUUUAUGGACGAGUACGCCGAUGCACGUAAUCUGGAUCAAAAGUUGUUUGUGAUGGAGGCGUACACCAAUUUGGAGCACACUAUACUGUACUACGAUUACGACUUGCUACCCUUCAAUUUCAUGUUCGUAGUUAAUCUGACCGUUAAAUCGUCCGCGCAAGAUUUCAAGCGUGAGAUCGACACCUGGAUGAGUUCGAUGCCGAGCGGCGAAAUUGCCAAUUGGGUGUUGGGCAAUCACGACAAUCCGCGCAUCGCUUCUCGUUUCCCUGGCAGGUCUGAUCAAAUGACCAUGUUGUCCAUGAUCUUGCCAGGUCUAGCGGUGACGUAUAACGGCGAUGAGAUCGGCAUGGUCGACAAGAGAGACAUAUCCUGGGAGGACACGAAGGAUCCCGCGGCGUGCAAUGCGGGCAAAGAUACUUACGCGACUGUAUCCCGUGAUCCAGAGCGCACGCCGUUCCAGUGGGACGCGACGAAGAAUGCAGGCUUUAGCACGGCAAACUCGACGUGGCUGCCAGUACACGAGAACUACAAGACAUUGAAUUUGGCAGAGCAGAAGGCGGCUAAUGUAUCACAUUACAAAAUCUACAAGACUUUAACCUCCAUGCACCAAACGGAACCGGCUCUUACCGAGGGAAGUUACAGAUCGAUCACGACGAAUGGUAACAAAGUUCUGGGUGUGAUUCGCAACUCUGGUUUCCGCUUCGUACUACUCCUGAUCAACUUCGAGGACAACGAACCGCAAGUCGUCGAUCUAUCGAACGAAGGACUCCCGACGAGACUGUCGGUUAAAGUCGCCAACUUGGAUUCUAACGUGCAACCGGGGACGACAGUCGAUGUGAGCAAAAUAUAUUUACCGGCGAAGGCUGCUGUAAACAUGGUAGACGUUACAACAGCUUUGCCGACUAAUGGAGGAGGGUCGUUAAUUGGACGUACCAGAGGUGCUCUCAGGUCGGUGCGAUCCGCCCUGGGCGGCAGCGGGGAGUAUCUUCAGGGUCUAGGAAACAGAAUAGGAUCCGCUCUCAGUAGCAGCUUGGAGGAAAGCGAAUUGACCACGACUCCGUCUUCGCCGUCGUCGCCGCCGCGAGCAGUACCGCCUAUAAAGCCGCCUAUCAAGUCGGAGGAGCAAUUAGGGCGGCGGAAACUUCGGCUCCCGAGAUUCGGCGCGGGAUUAUCUUACGAGGAUUACGAGGCGAUAGCGCGGCACAAAUUGGAACGACAGGGAAGCACCAAUAUUUCCAGGUGUACGCGGAAGUAUCCGCCCGGAAUGACUUACGAGGAAAUUGCGUCCUCGAGAUCGGCCUCGAGCAAGAAGCAGGAGAGCCGAACGGAACAGGACGACAUCAGUCCUGAUCGAGACAGCCAGGAAAGUAUAGAGCCCCUCCAAGAACAGGACAUCAAAGCGACCGGACCUGAUCCUUACGAGAAGUUGAAUUACAAAGCAGACAUACCUUGCAGCAGUGACUCUACUAGCGAUCAAGACGGAUACGGGCCCAGCACCAGUCUGGAUUCCAAUAUGGACGGUCGCAGAGCGUGGCAGCGAUCAGGAUCAUCAGGUUCUGUACAAUCCUGGGCUUCGAGUUUAUCGGCCGACAGCCAAUCGGAGGAAGCAGCUGCAGACUUUAUGAAGACUUUCGUGCCUCUUUUAUUCGACGCUCCUAACAGUAUCGAUCAGGAGCAGAAGGCUAAUUUCGGACAGAUGGUCCUGGCAGAAUCGGGAAGAAUAUGGUUCUCCAGAGUGGUGAACGCGAGAAGGGCGCGCGCUUGCGUCACGGAAGCUUCGUUCUACUCCUUGGCUCAGCACUUCGCGGUCGCGCUGUUCGAAUGCCACGAGGCAGACGAUUUUGCACCCGCUAAGAGUCUUAUGAAUAUGUGCUUCACUUUUUAUCACGAAGUGGAAGUCCCAGGACUAGAGCCAUAUCGCGAGUAUCUCUACACGCACUUGCGCGUCCAACCGAUAUGGACAUCUAUGAGGUUUUGGACUGCUGCCUUCUUCGACGCGGUGCAAUGCGAGCGAGCCUCCAGGCCGGUGCCACCACGACCAAAGUCCUUGGAUCAAGAGAGCAUCGCUGCCGAGGAUCGAAGGUUUCAAGCUAACAUCGUCUUCGGACAAUUAGGGACUUUUACAUGCAAUAUGCAUGCUUUCGGCCUGUCACGAGCUUUGUGCACCGAGUUCCUGCGGAAACAAUGCAUCAUCGCGAAUUUAACCAAAGAGCAAGAGAAGAUGCUACGAGACAACAUUGAUAGGAUGUUCGACGAGACCGAGCCAUGGCGGUAGUUCAGCUCGAGCGAUUUGAACAGUCGCGGAAAUUAUCCUGGAGGAGUCAUCCAAUGUUUCUUCCUGUUUUCGGCAAAAACCGAAUUAUUCCCGAGCGUUCAGGAAGCGACGAGGUCAAUUGCGAGUCCGAUCUUGUUGAUCGUAAACCGACAUUUAUUGAAUCUUUCGUGGCAUGCGAACCUGAACACGUCGCUUUCUGGGACGCGUUGCGCGGACUAGCCGUUCAAUCUUAUCAACAGUACCAAAGUUCUUACGGUUCCGAUACAAAAUAUGUAAGAUAUUAGUACUAACGGGGCUUAAAGAGAAUAAGAGCAGUUGAAACCUGAAGUCUGCGACGCGGGGAGAGAUUUUGAGAUAAAACGUUGAAACUUGAUUAUUCAGACUGCGAUGAUAAAGUUAAGCUUCGAAAUGACAAUAAAGUACGAAAGUGAGAGCUGCGUUGUUGGCAGUUUGAUCAAAGUAUA